GGUUGUGUUUUGUUUUGCUGCGCGACUCGGAAGUGUAGAGUGAAUGGCCGCAAAAUACUUAACAUCGAUUCUUGCACAAUAACAAAUAAAUAGCAACAACAACAACAAACAAAAACAAUUAGAAUAAGAAUAGCAAGAAGAAGAGAACAGCAAAGGCAGACAAAACGGCGUAUCUACAGCAGCAGCGUCGCCUGUUCAGCGGCGGCGGCGUCGGCGUCGGCAUCUUGGGCGGCAGCGGACCCAUGAAACAACAACAGCCGCCGCCACUGCCGCAGACGCAGCCGCCCCCGCUGACGCAGGCAGCAAACGUUGGCGCAGCAGGAGCAACUGAGAGCAAUAUUGUUGUCAAUACCAUCAGCAGCUUCAACAACAACAACAACAAUAACAGCAGCAGCGCUGUUGAGGCGACUUCCAAGUCUCGUCCAGCUCUAUAUCCAAAACCGAAGACACCGUCAUUUGACAAGGAUCGGGAUUACAUUGGAUUUGCCACGUUGCCGGAGCAGGUGCAUCGGAAGUCGGUGAAGCGCGGCUUCGAAUUCACGCUGAUGGUUGUCGGCGAAUCGGGUCUGGGUAAAUCGACGCUGAUCAACAGCCUAUUCCUGGGCGAUCUGUACAAGAAUCGCCAGGUGCCCAACGUGGAGGAGCGCAUCGAGAAGACAACGCGCGUCGAAAAGAAGACAAUGGACAUUGAGGAGCGGGGUGUCCGGCUGCGUCUAACCGUUGUCGAUACGCCCGGCUUCGGGGAUGCCGUCAACUGUGAGGACAGCUGGCGUGUGUGCACCCAAUAUAUUGACGAACAGUUCCGUCAGUAUUUCACCGAUGAGAGCGGACUGAAUCGACGCAAUAUACAGGACAAUCGUGUCCACUGCUGUCUCUACUUUGUGCCGCCCUGGGGUCACAGCCUGCGGCAGAUGGAUUUGGAUUUGAUACGGCGAUUGCAUCGCAAGGUGAACAUUGUGCUGGUCAUUGGCAAGGCGGACUGCCUGAACAAGCAGGAGGUGCGUAAGCUGAAGGAGCGCAUUCUCCAGGAUCUCGAGGACAAUCACAUACAGCUGUAUCAGUUUCCCGAAUGUGACUCGGAUGAGGAUGAUGAUUUCAAGCAGCAGGAUCGCGAACUGAAAGCAUCCAUACCGUUUGCCGUUGUUGGUAGCAACACCAUACUGGAGGUGGCCGGCAAGAAGGUGCGCGGUCGUCAAUAUCCCUGGGGCGUUGUCAAUGUGGAGGAUGCCGAGCACAGUGAUUUCAUCAAGCUGCGCACCUUUUUGAUAUCGACCCACAUGCAGGACCUAAAGGACACCACACAGGAUGUGCACUACGAGAACUUUCGGGCGCAGUGCAUCUCACAGAUAUCGCAGCAUGCGUUGCGUGAACGCGGCAAAUUGAAGCGUGACUCGAUUAGCUCAACGAACGGUUUCGAUGCGGCCAUUUCGGAAACGGAUCGACUGCUGUUGCAGAAGGACGAGGAGAUCCGUCGCAUGCAGGACAUGCUCACCCAAAUGCAGGAGAAGCUCAAGCAGACGCAUCUCAUGGAGAUGAAGAAGAACGACAGCGUCAUCGAUGUCUAAAUGGUGGCCGGCCGGCGACUACUCUCUUUACGCCAGUCGCGUGUUCAAUUUUACACCUUGAUAGACACCAUAGUUAUAACUAUAUAUAUACAUACAUAUAUAUAUAUAUAAUAAUAAUUAUAUAG
Molecule: messenger RNA, 1690 nt
Organism: Drosophila grimshawi
Lineage: Eukaryota; Metazoa; Arthropoda; Insecta; Diptera; Drosophilidae
Gene: Septin4
Product: septin-5
Exons: 5
Coding region: 243-1565 (440 amino acids)
Biological process (GO): cytoskeleton-dependent cytokinesis; regulation of exocytosis
Cellular component (GO): synaptic vesicle; septin ring; microtubule cytoskeleton
Molecular function (GO): GTPase activity; GTP binding; molecular adaptor activity
Source: RefSeq, a predicted model, not a curated record